Messenger RNA from Danio rerio (zebrafish), 5362 nucleotides. The record is from RefSeq and is a predicted model, not a curated record. NCBI's taxonomy places the organism in Eukaryota, Metazoa, Chordata, Actinopteri, Cypriniformes, Danionidae.
CUUCCGCUUCUGUGAUUUUCAUUUUACGACAUCUGUACUGGCUUUCCGGCAACAAUAAGUCGGAAGUCUGGUAUCCAGGGAGACGCUGAGUCUGGCGCGAGACGAGCGACUCCAUGGAGGUCUGUAAGCCGGUGCUGGAGCUGAAGGAUGUUCCUCCUCCGCCGGUGCACAGUGGCGUGCCACAGGCACACGCGUGUCCCGCGCCCCCACACACACCUCCGGGCCUCAGUGUAAGCGUGUGCUCCAUGUGUGAGCUGCUGUUGCCCGCCUGCGCCGCUCUGAGGCCACUGCCCUGCCCCGGCUCUGCUCUCUGUCUGUGCCGCCGGGCACCACACUCUUUCCCUCGGGCCGAGCCGCCCGUCUGCCCCAGUGCUCUGCACACGCCGCUGUGUGUGGCGGCCGCUCACUGUGUGCAGGACUGCUGGAGGCAGGGUGUACGAGUCGACCCAGAGAAGGUCUGGCCCAAUAUUCCUCCACCUGUCCCGGUGUGCAACGGCUGCGGUGCGACUGGAGCACCGACUGACGGGCUGCUGGGGGUCCACCUGGGCAAACCUGUGCAGAAAUAUGGUCCUGCAGAGAGCAGCACGCAGGAGUCGCUGCCCCCCAUUGGCGUGUUCUGGGACAUCGAGAACUGUGCGGUUCCCAGCGGGCGCUCGGCGGCGGCGGUGGUGCAGAGGCUGCGGGAGCGCUUCUUCCAGGGCCACCGCGAGGCCGAGUUCAUCUGCGUCUGCGACAUCAACAAGGAGAACAAGGCCGUCAUCCAGGAGCUCAACAACUGCCAGGUCACCGUGGCCCACAUCAACGCCACUGCCAAAAACGCAGCAGACGACAAACUGCGGCAGAGUCUCCGGCGGUUUGCAGAGACGCACACCGCUCCCGCCACCGUCAUCGUGGUGUCAUCGGAUGUCAACUUCGGCAGUGAGCUGAGCGACCUGCGGCACCGGCACGGCUUCCAGGUGAUUCUGCUGCACAAGAGCCAAGCGUCGCCGGCCCUGCUGCAACACGCCCACCGCUGCGCCGCCUUCGAGGAGCUGGUGUCCGGCCUGCCACCCGGCAUGCAGGUCCGAACACAGCCCAGUGUCAGCCUUCUGUUUGUGCACCGCCUCCCCAUGCACCGCGAUGCCAAAGCGGUGGCCAACCGGCUGCAGCGCCUCUCCAAUAACUGUGGAGGGAAAGUGCUGGGCGUGUCCGGUGGCUGUGCCGUGCUGCGAUUCGCCAGCGCAGAGGCAGCAGAGCGCGCCCGCAAGCGCAUGGAGAACGAGGACGUGCUGGGCCAGCGCAUCCUGGUGUCGCACUCUCGGGACGGGCCGGAUGAGGGAGAAGAGCUCCGCCCCCCCACUGCUGCCGCUGCCGCAGCUCUCUUCAUGCCGGUGGAGAAGCUGCGCUCUCCUCGCCGCCAGCGCCGGGCGUCCCGCUCCUGCCACGCCCCCGAGCGCCCCUAUAGCCCCAGGAAUGCAGGCCACGCCUCCUCAUGCAGCCCAGUGAUGAAGCCCCUCCCCCAGGCUGUGUGUGGUGCGACCCGACCUGCCACUGCAUCACCUCAGAGUAACACACUCCUGUCUGCACCCGGUAGACCAGUGGAGCCGCCUCAGCGCAGCCGAAGGCGAGACUCUCCUGGGCAGCUGUUUCAGGUCAGCACUCCUUCAGCGUUCAGUAAGCUGAGUUUGCAGCGCAGCUUCAGUCCCAUGAUGCUCUCCCACAGCUCCUGGUCUUCACGGAGCGCGUCCCCCUGCCCGUCGAGCCGCUCUUCCCCCCGCAGCGCCCCGUCCCCCAGCGGCUGCGCAGACGAGCCUCAGCCCUUCUCUGAUGGCGCAGACCUGCAGGUCAGCAAUCUGGACUACCGGCUGCCCCGCACCGAGCUGCAGCAGAGCCUGCGGGACGCCUUCGCCAGACACGGCAGAGUGAAGAGCGUGGACCUCUCUCCACACACUGACUAUCAGCUGAAGGCGCGUGUGCACAUGAGCUCGCUCCAGCAGGCCAUCAGCGCCGUCAGUCUGCUGCACCGCUACAAGAUCGGCAGCAAGAGGAUCCAGGUGUCACUGGUCACCGGAGCCAGCAACAAAUCCCUCACCUGCCUCAGCUCUGAAAUCAUCAGCAUUCUGCAGGACGCUCCGGCCAACUGUCUGCCGCUCUACAAGUUCACUGAGACCUAUGAGAGGAAGUUUGGCCAUAAGCUGGCGGUGGGCGAUCUGUACCGGCUGCCGGAGCUGGUGUGUGUGCGCGAGCAGGGCGGCGGGCGGCUGGUGUGUUUGCUGUCCAACACUCAGAUCCGGCAGAGUCCGCUGGGUUCCUCACACACACACACACACGACAGCUCCAACACUGCCAGCCCGGUGCUGUUCGAGGAGCUGGAGUACCACGAGCCCGUCUGCAAACGCCACUCCGCUCAGCAGGACUUCAGUGAAGCUGACUUCGAUCCGGACUCUUACAUGAUUCCGUUUGUUCUGGAGUCUCUGAAAGUUCUGGCCGCUCAUGUGCACAGCUUACUGCAGUCUCACGAGGGCAUGCUGCCACUGCUCAGUUUCCCAGACUGCUAUGCUGCAGAGUUCAGUGCUCUGAGUGUGGCAGAGGAGGGUCAGCUGGAGGGCAGCGUCCCGCUCGAGCACCUCAUCACCUGCAUCCCCGGAGUGACUAUAGUGACGGCCCAGAACGGCUUCAAGGUCAUCAAGUGGAUUCACAACAAACCCCCACCUCCCAAUGCAGAUCUUUGGCUGCAGCGCAGUAAGAGUCCGGUCGGGAACCCGCAGCUGAUCCAGUUCAGCCGGGAGAUGGUGGACCUGAUGAGGAGCCAGCCGUCCUGCCUGAUGCCCGUCUCCAGGUUCAUCCCGGCGUAUCACCACCACUUCGCCAAGCAGUGCCGCGUGUCCGACUACGGCUACACCAAACUGCUGGAGCUGCUGGAGGCUGUUCCGCAUGUGCUGCAGAUCCUGGGUUUAGGUUCCAAGCGUUUGCUGACGCUGACGCACCGCGCUCAAGUCAAGCGCUUCACUCAGGACCUGCUGAAGCUGCUGAAGAUGCAGGCCAGUAAGCAGGUGUCGCUGCAGGGCUUCGGCUCGGCGUACCACUGGUGUUUCUCCAGGGACUGGCAGGUGGUGGAUUAUGGGAUGUGUGACCUGAUGGACCUGCUGUCUGAGAUCCCGGACUCCACCAUCUCCGUGUGUCAGCAGGACGCAGACGUGAUCAUCUCGGUGCCGAAGCGAGAGCGGUCUGCAGAGGAAGCGGAGCGCACGCGUCAGUUUGGCCGGGAGGUGGUGGACCUACUGCGGCACCAGCCACACUUCCGCAUGGCCUUCAGCCGCUUCAUCCCCACAUACCAUCACCACUUCGGCCGGCAGUGCAAACUCUCCUACUACGGCUUCAGCAAACUGAUGGAGCUGUUCGAGGCCAUCCCCGACAUCCUGCAGGUGCUGGAGUGUGGUGAGGAGCGGCUGCUGGUGCUGACGGAGGUGGAGCGGGUGAAGGCUCUGGCUGCCCAGCUGGUGAAGCUGCUGCGGGCACAGAGAGACUCCGGGCUGCCCGUCUGCCGGCUGCUGGGCGAGUACAGCAAGACCUUCGGCUACUGUCUGCGGCUGCAGGACUAUGAGGCCAGCACCCUGCCCGCGCUGCUGCACAGACUGUGCCAUGUGGUGAAGGUGGUGGACACUCCCGAAGGGAAGGAGGUGCAGCUGAUAAACAGGAAGUCUCUGCGCGCUCUGACCAGUCAGCUGCUGGCACUGAUGAUGUCACUUCCUGAGGAGCGUAGUGAUGUGUGUGUGGAGGAGCUGCGGUGCCAGUAUGAGCUGAGCUACGGCGCGCCGCUGAACCCCUGCGAGUACGGCUUCAUCUCUCUGGCGGAGCUGCUGAAGAGCCUGCCGUACCUGCUGCAGCUGUCAGAGGACGAGGGUGGUGGUAAUGAGCGUGUGCGGCUCACCCGUCUCUACCAGUUCGCGCGGCGGGUUCGAGCGCUGCUGCUCACCUUCCACUACAGCCAGCUCUUCCUGUCAGAGUUCAGCAGCGCCUUCAGCAAACACAGCGGCGAGACGCUGCACACACACAACUACGGCUACAACACACUGGAGGAGCUGCUGGCCGCCAUUCCACAGGUCGUCUGGAUUAAAGGACACGGACACAAGAAGAUCAUUGUGCUGAAGAACGACAUGAGAGCUCGUGGUAGUCCUGCACUUACAGACAGUCCAGCUGACGAGCCGCAUCCUGAAGAGGAGCCCAGAGCCACCACCAGCCCUGCCAGCGGUGAGCUGGAGCUGCUGUGUCUGUCCUCUUCUUCUGCGGUGGAUCUGCUGUGCGCUCCCGUGCCCUCCUGCCUGCCGUCUCCUGCGCUGCGGCCCGACCCGGUGCAGCCGCCCGACCUGAUGCACUUCCAGCCGCCGGUGAACCACCAGCCACGACCCGCUAACGGGAGCGACCCAGCUCAGCCCUCUGCGGGUGUGUGGGACAGUCCCGCGCGCAGGAGCGCCCGCAGCAGAGUCAGGCUAGCGGCUAACUUCAGCUUCACUGCCGCUCAGCCAGUGUAAAGCUGUGUGUUUGUGUGCGUGUGUUUGUGUUUGUGUUUGUGUGCGUGUGUUUGCGAGUAUGUGUGUGUGUAUGGUGACAGCACACGAGCGGUGUUGUUCAGUCUGCAGGAGAGCCGCGGUGUUUCUGUGCUAGUGUCCGGCGCUCUGCUGUCCUGCUCCAGUGUGUGUGUUGAGGAGCUCUGCUGAGCGUCUGGAGUCGCUUUAUUCUGUUCAUAUGUGAGGACACACACACACACACACACGCACACACACACGCAGCUCUUUUGACCAGUGCGCUGCGCCGCGGGGGUCACGUGACUGCGGCGUCCGCUUCAGCUGGAGUGUUGUGAGUCUGUGAUGUACAGCAGUGUUUAGUUUGUGUCUCGCUCUCGCCGCCGCCCAGCUGCAUCAUGGGUAAUGGAGCGGUGUUGUGUUGUGUUCGUAUGCACAGUGUGUGUGCAUAACCCUUGUUUGAGCCGCAGCGCUGGACUGCCGCUACGCUUCUUCUUUUAAGCAUUUUGGCAAGAUCAUGCUAAUCAGUGAUGCUAGUCAGUGAUGCUAGUCAGUGAUGCUAAUGGUCUGGAGGGUCCAGGUUGUGUUCCUGAACCUGUGUUUGUGUUGCUCUGAAGGCUGAGCCGGGCUUUUACAAUGGCUUGUAUGAGUCUCUGCGCUGCAGGACGCCGCUGGUCAGCAGUGUGUGUGUCACGCUCAGGUGCUUCUGUCUGUGUGUGUGUGUGUGUUUGUGUGUGUGUCCUGCUGAACACACUCUGCGUGUGGUGACGCGCCCGUAUGGCCGUCUUUUCUGUUUCUCUGAGUGUCUCUCUCAGGUCCUGGAGCCUCCUGCAGCUGAAGUGUUUAUGCAGCGCUGCAUA